Brassica napus (rape) is the source of this 813-nucleotide messenger RNA. Its product is annotated as peptidyl-prolyl cis-trans isomerase CYP19-2-like. Bases 1 to 813 code for a protein of 270 amino acids. The record is from RefSeq and is a predicted model, not a curated record. The transcript has a single exon. Gene Ontology annotation, cellular component: cytosol; plasma membrane. NCBI's taxonomy places the organism in Eukaryota, Viridiplantae, Streptophyta, Magnoliopsida, Brassicales, Brassicaceae. Gene Ontology annotation, biological process: protein peptidyl-prolyl isomerization. Gene Ontology annotation, molecular function: peptidyl-prolyl cis-trans isomerase activity.
AUGUCGACAAACCCUAGAGUCUUCCUCGAAAUCGCCGUCAACUUCAGACCCGUUGGUCGGAUCGUGAUAGAGCUCUUCGCCGACACGAACCCGAAGACGGCGGAGAACUUCCGCGCUCUCUGCACAGGCGAGAAAGGCAUAGGGGAGUCCGGCAUACCGCUCCACUACAAGGGAACCAUCAUCCACGGCAUGACCCCAAACUUCAUUUGGUACGGAGGAGAUACCACUCACGGGUGUGGAGGAGGAGGCGAAUCCAUCUACGGCCAACCUUUGGCGGACAACAACUACAAAAGGAAGCACGACGGCAAAGGCAUCAUCCUCUCAAUGACUAGGAACGAUGAAAGCACCACCUACGACUACUACGAAUCUCAGUUCAUGAUCCUCAUGAGGGCGUCCCCUGAUUUAGACGGCGAGCAGGUGGUGUUCGGAGAAGUUGUGGAUGGAGUUGAUGUGAUCAGUCGCGUUGAGCAGAUGGUUGGUGGCACCAAUGGAUACCCUCUCCAGCCUGUGACGAUAGCAGACUGCGGCCAGGUUUUUCCAGAGGCGGAAACAAUGGUGGUAGGUUACUCCGUCCCGAAGUGGCUGAAAUAUAUGCGAGCUUUGCAACUGAGGGUGGCCGAGCUGGAGAAUCCACCGGAGAAGCAGACCGUUUCGUGUGAAAUGGGGUACGGCUUGAUCCGGAUAGGGAAGUCUUUUGAACUGCAGGAGCAGCUCAUGACAUCUCUUACUACCCACAGAGCAGUAGAGCACUCGGUGGUGGCACGUGAAAGUGAAGGAGAUGGGACAGGUCAUGGCAUACCUGAAGAGCAGUAG